AUGCCCAGGGGCUAUAAUCCUCAAUACACCUUCGACUUCAACGAUAUAAAGAAGCGCAUCCUCUCCAACGCGAAUGCAUAUUACGCGCAUCGCUUCCCUGAAGCGCAACGCUACGACUUCAUCACCUCAUCCAUCCCACGGACCGACAGCCAAGAUAGCAUAGAGUACAGGGGCGGGCUGAUUGUAUAUCCUGAUCCGAAGUCAAACGACUGGGUGAUGCUGUAUAAGAGCCACUCCUGGCCAGCCGUAGAAGAUACGGCGUUUGAGAUCAAGUCCUGGCUUGAAGAGAAAAUGAGGACUGUGUUUGACAAGGUGGGCGAAGGCGAGAAGUGGGCCGGAACAAAGAAGAAGUCUAAGGACGAACUGUCAGGCAAUGAGAGAAAGUCUAAUGCGGGCGAGGACCAGAUGGAGGAGGUGGAAACUGCGGAGGACAGCUCUAAAUCGACAGAUGCUGCUGGCGAUAUCGGUGACGGUACUGGUACCGGCGUUCAAGGCGAAGAUAAGGAGGUUCCGAAACAGCCAGAAGACUCCACUGCUGGCGACCAAGCAGAGGCUGCAAGCGACACCACCAUGCCAAUUCGGAAACGUAAGUCAGCCGCGGAUGAAGAGAAGGACCGAAAGAAAAGCAUGAAGAACGACGAGGAGCAGCGCGUCUUUGUUGGCGAGAAAGAUGACCCGCCUACCAAAGAAGAGAAGAAGGGCCCUGUAGAGCCCGUCGUGAUUCCGACCGAGUUGAAGCUUCCGCCGACCACUGAGAAGUAG
Molecule: messenger RNA, 762 nt
Organism: Alternaria ethzedia
Lineage: Eukaryota; Fungi; Ascomycota; Dothideomycetes; Pleosporales; Pleosporaceae
Exons: 1
Coding region: 1-762 (253 amino acids)
Source: RefSeq, a predicted model, not a curated record